Sabethes cyaneus is the source of this 1536-nucleotide messenger RNA. RefSeq names its product putative ammonium transporter 2. The transcript is spliced from 5 exons. The coding region runs from base 1 to 1536 and encodes 511 amino acids. The record is from RefSeq and is a predicted model, not a curated record. Gene Ontology annotation, molecular function: ammonium channel activity. Gene Ontology annotation, biological process: ammonium transmembrane transport; ammonium homeostasis. Lineage: Eukaryota; Metazoa; Arthropoda; Insecta; Diptera; Culicidae. Gene Ontology annotation, cellular component: membrane.
AUGGCGAACGUCACAGAUAUACCGGUGAUUUUAGUUGACUAUAUGUCUAUAAAUUCAUCGAUCCAUAUUCCUUCGCAAUUUGACGUGACUAUCGCGGAUGCAGGAUAUAUCGUGAUAAACUCGUUGAUCCUGAUCACAAUGCAAACAGGAUUUGCAUUAGUAAACGCUGGAAGUGUUAGCGUAAAAAAUAGUGUGAAUUUUAUGAUGAAAAAUACGGUGGAUACUGCCAUUGGUGGAUUUGCGUUUUGGCUCUUCGGAUUCGGACUGGCUUAUGGUCGUAGUAAAUAUUCCAACAUGUUCGUUGGCUUUGGAGACUUCUUUUUGGAUGCGAAAAUUACUGAUCCCCUAAUGGGCGGGAUAAUGACUGCUUUCAUGUAUGAGAUUUCGUUCUCAUCUUCUUCAACUACGAUUGCCAGCGGUGGAAUGGGUGAACGUUUCAAUUUCCAGGCAUAUUGUUUCUUUGCUUUCUUCAACUCGCUAUUAUACGCUAUUGCUGCUGGAUGGGUUUGGCGCGAGAAUGGAUUCCUAGCAAUUUUGGGUGCUACCGACAUUGCAGGAGCGGGACCGGUACACAUGCUAGGAGGCGUCAGCUCGUUUGCUGCGGCAACUUUUCUAGGACCUCGAAUCGGCCGAUUCGACCACGGUACAGAACAUCCUCCAAUGAAUAAUGCCACUAUUGCCUUCCUUGGUCUAUUUAUUCUAUGGUGGGCAUGGCUCGCGUUCAACACAGCUAGCAGUUAUGGACUUAGUCGUGGUCGAUGGGGCUAUACAAUAAGAUCAGCAGUUAUGACAUUGCUUGGAUCAAUGGGUGGUGGUAUAACGGCUUGCACAUUCUCGCUUAUCGAUAAUAAGGGCAAAGCUGUACCUUUUCAAAUUAUGAAUGGAGUACUAGCAUCGUUGGUGUCUGUAACCGGGGGCUGCUAUCUUUUCCAGUCUUGGUCUGCUGUACUCACAGGUUCUAUUGCUGCAGUUCUUUGUUUGUUAAGCAUGAAGCUGAUGAAUCGCUUGAAGAUCGACGAUCCACUCUAUGCGUGUACUGUUCAUGGUGUUGGAGGUGCAUGGGGUCUUCUAUCAAUCGGAUUGUUUGCUGUAAAUCCCGUUCCGCAAAGCACUACCGGCGGCAGAUCUGGUCUACUUAUGGGAGGAGGAUUUAGUUUGCUGCAAAGCCAAGUAUAUGAAGCACUAAGUUUGUUGCUUUGGGGAUUAUUUGCCACAUGGACAUUGCUUUGGAUUAUUAAUCUGUUCAUAAACGUCAGGAUAACUCCAGAAGAAGAAUUGCUGGGAGCAGAUUUGGCUGAACAUGACAUUGACCAUGCUAGGAAUACACUUGAGGAACUAAAGCCUUUAUGGGAUAGAGAAGUUGUUCUCAGUGAUGGCCUAACCUACAGGCUAUCGAAAGGAAUUGCUCAGGUUAGAGAUUCUAGUUCUGAAUUGUACAAAUGCAAUAUCAAUGCUGCCUUUAGCGACGGAAAUUUAAUACCACUGGAAGAAUUGAGGAAAAAUGAGCAAAUUAGUAUAAAUCGUAGCGCUGUUUGA